Messenger RNA from Aspergillus wentii DTO 134E9, 228 nucleotides. Its product is annotated as CDC26 family anaphase-promoting complex subunit. Gene Ontology annotation, cellular component: anaphase-promoting complex. The coding region runs from base 1 to 228 and encodes 75 amino acids. Lineage: Eukaryota; Fungi; Ascomycota; Eurotiomycetes; Eurotiales; Aspergillaceae. The record is from RefSeq and is a predicted model, not a curated record. The transcript has a single exon. Gene Ontology annotation, biological process: anaphase-promoting complex-dependent catabolic process.
AUGCUCCGUCGCAAGCCUACAGCCAUCGCAAUAACAUCUGAAGAUGUUUCUAAUUUCGAAGACACACGACUGCGCAAAUUAGCCGAAGGAGAUAAUGACCCAAGGAGUACAAAAAACAGUUCAAAUACCAAUUUCGACCCAAGUGAUGAAUUAAAACCUCUCCCGGGAGAUAAAGCGAGGAUAGUCAGAUCCCGUGAGGAAAGGAUAGGAAUCAGUCGGCGCAGCUGA